This is a messenger RNA of Nicotiana tabacum (common tobacco), 3192 nucleotides long. RefSeq lists its product as uncharacterized. NCBI's taxonomy places the organism in Eukaryota, Viridiplantae, Streptophyta, Magnoliopsida, Solanales, Solanaceae. The record is from RefSeq and is a predicted model, not a curated record. Gene Ontology annotation, molecular function: ATP hydrolysis activity; ATP binding.
UAUGCAGAGGGUAGUUACGGAACUUCACAUUCCUUGCCGCCCCUUUCCCUUCUCAUUUCCCGCCAAAAUAUAGCUAAGAACAUUUUAGAGAGAGACAGUGUGUGAAAUCGGAGAAUCAAAUGGAUAUGGAGAUUCCAGAUGCAGCUGAGCUCGAAUGGCUUGAAGCCAACACCUCUUACCCUGACGAUGACCUCGAUUUCGAAGAUGAUUUUCCUCAACAACCUCCGUCCCCACCUUCAGAACCCGGAUCUGAGCCAAUUCCAUCCCAACCCGACCCGAAACCAACUCUCCCACUUCCGCCAAUACCCUCACUACCAAAACCCCAAUUUCAGAUCAGUGGUAAGAAACGGUUCCUGUCCGAUGAUUUAAAUGAAGUUGUCAUAACAGAGGAGAAGAGGAGUAGAGUUGAGAGAUUGGAGGAUAAUGAGGAUGAGGAUUGGCUUAGGUAUUCGCCUCCGAAGCAACCUGAGGAGGAGGAACCGGUGGUGCUGGUGGAACAGGAAGAGAAGAUUUUGGCGAAGUACGCCUUGGAGAUUGACGGGGAUUGUGUACCGGUGACCGGUUUGGAUGGUGAGAGGGUUUAUGCUAAGAUAUGUAGAGUUGAAAAUGAAAGGGUUAAGAAAUUGGAGGUUAAGGCCCGUGAUUCUAUUGGUCUUAUUCAGGAACCUGUCAGGGUCCUAAUGCAAAGAGUGGAACACGACCAAUUCACAAAGGCCCUGGAAGCUAGUUCUGAAGAUCUAAACGAAGCAAAUCUCCCAAUAGGAACUGUAGUGCAUGAGCAACUUUGGGUGGAUAAAUAUGCUCCUAGUUCAUUUACAGAGCUUCUCAGUGAUGAGCAAACAAAUCGUCAGGUAUUAAUGUGGUUGAAGCAGUGGGAUUCCUGUGUUUUUGGGGUUGAAAUUAAAAGUACUACAGAUGAUGUCUUGUCUUCUCUGAAACGGCAUUCGUCAGUUAUUCAACAUCCAAGACGUUCUUCUAGGAGUUCUUUUGGAAAUACCAGAGAACCCAGUAUAGACAAUGAGAGAGCUCAUAAUGAUUUGCAUCCAGAGAAUAGUGAUUCGAACGGAAUUAAGGACCUUUGGGACAAGAAGCACAGACAAGGCGGUCCUCCAGAACAAAAGGUCCUUUUGUUUUGCGGUCCUCCUGGGCUUGGGAAAACAACACUUGCACAUGUUGCUGCUCAGCAUUGUGGGUAUCGAGUGGUUGAGAUUAAUGCAAGUGAUGAUCGAUCAUCCUCCAGUAUUGAAGCUAAAAUACAUGAUGUUGUUCAAAUGAACUCUGUAAAUGCUGAUUCAAAGCCCAAAUGUUUGGUUAUUGAUGAAAUAGAUGGGGCUCUUAAUGAUGGAAAGGGAGCUGUAGAGGUCAUCCUAAAAUUGGUUUCUGCUGAAAGAAAAUUGGGUGCUAGCAAAGAAAAUGAACCUGAUGGAGGAAAUGCUGGGCAGAAGUCAUCAUCAAAAAAGAGGCACCAAAAAGCAUCCUUGCUAAGACCUGUUAUUUGCAUUUGUAAUGACCUUUAUGCUCCUGCCUUAAGGCCUUUGCGUCAGAUAGCAAAGGUUCAUGUAUUUGUCCAACCAACUGUAAGUCGUGUUGUUAACAGGCUCAAAUAUAUAUGUAACAAAGAAGGAGUGAAGACAAGCUCCAUCGCUCUUACUGCUCUAGCAGAGUAUACCGAAUGUGACAUAAGAUCGUGCCUGAACACCCUUCAGUUUCUUAACAAGAAGAAGGAGACUCUUAAUGUGUUGGAGCUCAGUUCUCAAGUUGUUGGACGGAAGGAUGCAGCAAGAAGUGCUUUUGAUAUUUGGAAAGAAAUUUUGCAAAAGAGGAAAGUAAAGCAAGCAAAGAAAUCUUUUAAUUGCUUCAGCAGUAUGUCGAAUGACUUUGAGACACUGCACUCUCUAAUAUCUCAUCGUGGUGACUAUGACUUAAUUUUGGAUGGGAUCCAUGAGAACAUUUUGCAACUCCAUUAUACGGACCCUGUGAUGCAAAAGACAGUCAAAUGCUCAGAUAUUCUUGGUUGCUCUGAUAUAUUUCAUCAAUACACGAUGCACACUCAACAUUUCUCCCUUCAAGUUUAUCAGCCUCCUCUUGCAAUAUCUAUACAUAGUCUCAUAGCUCAAAUUGGAAAACCAAAUAUUGAAUGGCCUAAGUCUUUCCAAAGAUAUCGAACAAUGUCAAUAGAAAAGAAGGAAAUCUUACAUUCAUGGAAGAACAAGAUAUCACCAUGCAUCUCUAGGCAUCUGUCAACUAAAUCCUUUGUGGAAGACUUGAUUUCUCCAUUCCUACAUAUACUGUCCCCACCAACACUGAAACCGGUAGCAUUGCAUUUACUCUCAGAGAAAGAAAAAACUGAUCUGGCUCAGUUAGUAAAUAUAAUGGUUUCCUAUGCCACGACAUACAAGAACAUAAAAUCUCAUCCUUCACUGGGUAUGCAAUAUGGUGCUUCAGACGCAUCAAUGCUUUCAUUGGAUCCCCCAGUUGGUGAAUUUAUGAACUUCAAGGGUUACAAUUCCUGUCAUCUUGUUCUGGCAUCGGCUGUGAAACUGGUCUUGGUACAUGAGGUGGAAAAGCAAAAAAUUUUGCAAGGAAGUAUCAACCUUCACUCACCACCCACAGGUGUGGAAAGUCAGGACGUUUUGAGGUGCGGGAAUAGCAGUACACCGUCUGAAGCAUCAGCUUCUUUGGAUAAAACAAUACAUUUAAGAGACCCCUCUAGGCAAAAGCAAUAUGACUUGCCUAGCACUUCUAGUCAGAAUAAACGAUCUAGUGGAGGUACCGCAGCUAGCGGAAAAAUGUGCUUGCCUGAAGGAAAGAAGAAACCUUUUGUCGAUUCUCGUUCCUUUUUUGACAGGUUUAGGAAGCCAAGUGGCAAAGCUACUCAAGAUAUGAAUGAUGCUAAACCUGGACCAAAAUCGGAGAGGGAUUCACGGCCUUUGCUAUUUAAAUUUAACGAGGGGUACACCAAUGCAGUCAAGAGACCAGUAAGAAUUCGCGAAUUUCUUCAGUAAUAUAAGUGCUGUAUUAUACUGUUAAAGUGUUUUUUUUUUUAAUAUAGCAGUUAAAUGUAGAUUAAUAUGCUUCUAGGGUAGAAAAAAGCAGAACUCCCGCCAUGUAUUUCAUGCAGUAAAACAAAUUGUCAAUGCAUCAAACCUGUACAAAAAUUACAGUGGAAAGAUAUCUUAAUAGUUUAUGAUC